AGCCUUUGAAAGAAUUGCCUCAUUAGAUGAUGUUGCUGGGGUUUUGUCAUCUGCUGGUGCUGUUUCCCAAGGAAGAGAGGAAUUUAAAUUGUUGGACUGCAACCAAACCCAAAGAGAAAACUCAAUCAAGCUAGGUGCAAAGCAGACUGUGCCUUAUCAUAUACCACCAGCACUAUUAAGACAAAUUGAUGAAAGAAAUGCUGGGGCAACAUUGGAGUGGCCAAAGGAAUUUAUUCCACAUCAGGAAAAUUGUGGUUUAUGUGGUAGUCCACUAGGCAAACCAAUAAAGCACUCCGGGAGUGAUGGUACAGCCACCUUAAUCACAUCUUCAGUGUGUUUUAGAAAUGUUGAAAUACGUGUGAAGGUGUGUUCUAACAAAGAAUGCAAAGCUAUCAACAGAGAACAACCAUAUGAAUUAGGUGAGUAUUGUACAGUAUAUUUUAAUACUGCAAUACUAUACAUAUGAUAUCAUUGGUGGUUGUAAUGUAUCAACCUAGUGUGGUAACUCUGCUCUUUUGGGGGAAGGGGUGAGACACUAGGUUAGAAAUGUUUUAGAAUGCUGUCCAGACAUACAGUGCAAAUUUAGUACCAGUACUGGCUUCUGGGAGUUUUUCAAAACCCUGACUUCAUUCAUUGCACUUUACUCUAUCUGAUGUCAGACUAUUUUAUACUCAAGACUGUUAAUUAAGACUUAACCAUAAUAAUGUAUAUUUGAAUAACCCAUCAAGGUGCAACGUCAGCCCUGGUGUUGCAUUUAAUUUGUUAUUUUACUCUAUAUAUUGCUAGACAAGUUUGAUUCAUCAAAUGAAAUUAAUUACUAAAUUACUAUUAAAUAGUAAUUUUCUUAUGUUUUGAUAGGUUUGUUCAACAUUGCAGACUCAGUUUUGGUUAGCAUGGACAUUUUAUUGGAGUGGAAAGAGUAUUUGAAGUUGGGUCAACCAAUUUCAAAUGUUAUUGCAGCUAAGUUGGAACUAUUAAACAAAAAACGUUGACUAUGUAAGUGCCAUUUGAUGGGUUAAUGUGUGAGGUUAAUUUAAAAUUUGAAAGUUUUUCCUACCAGGCAAUAUUAAUUUGAAUCACAAUUUUUAUAAUUGAAAAAAGUACAUUUUAAAUGAAGUGCCUUUACUUUAUUUAUAGGACAGCAGAUUAUCUACAGAAAGGCUAAACUACUUCAAUCUGCUGCUUUAUAAUGGAUUCUACUGUUAUGAAGCCAUUACACAAAGAAAUUUAGAUGAUGUUAUAUGUGGGAUUUCUGGAAUAAUAGGGGAGGUAUAUCUUGGUGAUGGCAAUGAAAAAAACUGUUGCAGCAACCAGAAUGUAAGUACCAUAAAAAUGUCUUAGGUCAUAUAAUAGUAGUUGUCAUAAGCAUGGAUGAAUUUACUGGGAGGAGUGAGGGGAGUGCAGAGCCUCUCUAGCCUUUGCCAAAGGGAGUGCAAGAGGCGUGCAAAUUUUGUUAUUAGGGGUGCACUGGAUUUGGAAUUUUCAAAUCAGGCCGGAUUUGGACAAAAAUUCCGGCCGGAAUUCCAGCCGGAUUUGAGAUAAACACACGGUAAUGGGGACAAUUGGGGAUAAAUCAGUAUUCAAAAUGGCGGUUUAUGUUUUUUACUAUUUUUAGUUAGUGUCAGUUUAGAUUUUUGGUUGUGUUUAAACCUUUUUUAAAUAUCUUUUUGUUAAUAACUUAAUAUUUUAUAAUAAUAAUACUGUUUUUUAAACUUUAAAGCUGCCAAAUUGAUGGUUUAUCCCAUUCUUGGUGAAUUUUUAAGGUGAACACAGAAAUUUAAAUGCAGCUGGAUUUUCUCCAAAUCUGGCUGGAUGCCGGAAAAUUCGUUAAAUCCGGCCGGAUUUGAAAUCCGGUGCACACCUAGUUAUUAUAUCAAAUUGUUGAUAUUAUAAAUGUAAGGCAAUUACUACAGUCAUCUCUCAUUAUAUAGCGGAUGCCCUGGGGACUGUCAAGUGUCAUGUAUUGUCCGUAACAGGGUCUGUGGAGCAUUUUUCGGAUUGGGGGGGGGGGGCUAGCGAACACCAAAGGCGUGAGGCUUACUAAGAGAGUCUGGAGCUAUGCUCCCCUGGGGAAUUUUUGAAAUCUGAGGCCUCUCAGAGCCCUGGAAAUGCAAUCAAAUUUACUAGUUUCUGCGAAAAAGUUUAUUAAACGGCUCUUACACAAGCCAUUGUAUGGAAAAUUAUUGGGGGACCAAGGUCCCCACCCUCCCCCCAAUAGCAAGAGUCCACAAUAGUGAGGUGUGAUGAAAAUGUCCCAAUUACAUUUGUGCAAGCUACAAGUCCUAAUGUAUUUAAACAUUUUUAUUCUAAACACAAAAAAUACAAAACAAUCUGGGUAAUUUUUUUUUUUCAUUCACUGUAGAGUUACAUUACCAUAAGCCAAUAAACUUUCAAAUACAACUGGAAAGUUCUAUUUUGUAAUGAAGUACAGUCAAAAGUGAUUAUAUUAUUGUGUUGAAAGAAAAAUGUGACCAAGUUGUCCAUUGUAAUGAUUGAGAGUAGAACAAUAGAAAUGUUUAUUUGGGGACCACAUGAAGUGUCUACAACAGUGUGAACAAUGUUCUCAAUCAGACUCAACCACAUUACUUCUACACAAUUGUUUUUAUUGUUGCUAAUGAUUGUGUCAUUAUGACUACGUAAUUAAUUAAAAACAGGGGGACAUUGGGAUUUUAGAUAUUGCAGUAUUAGCUUAUUUUUCUUACAGUAUUUUGGUAUUUCCCACGAAACCUUGUGGUACACGGUAUUGGCAAUUUUGGACACAAAACUGCAAUAAUUGACAAAUUUUGUUUGUGUUAUUGUAUGGUAUUGAAUAUCCCUCAAUGCCCCCUCUAAAAAGCUGCAGGUGAAUUGAAAGCCAUAUACAGUACUUUACUUAUCAAUUGCUAUUAUUAAGUUCUUUAAAAUUAAAUUUGUUUCAACUGUAUUUCACUGUACAUACUUGGUGGCAUUUGUGCAAGAUUUAUCCAGCUACAAUGCUUUAAUUAUUUGACAGGUAUUACAAAACAACUAAAGGUUGAAAAAAUACUUUGGUUAUUUUUGUAUGUUUCUAUAAACAGGUGCCAAACUGAUAGCACAGCCAAGUAAAACUGUUUUGCAUGUUUUGAUUAUGUUACUUUUUGUAUAGAUAAUUUUUCCUGAUGUGAAAGAGGGACCAGACAGUGCCACAAACCACAAAGAAUUAGCAAAUUUAGAAGAUUACCUUGCCAAGAUUGCCUAUUACAUGGUAGAAAAGUGUUUUUACACUAGGGCACAUGAAUCUCCUAAGAUACAUAUGGAAGAACUUCCACCCAUCAUUCCUAUGGCUAUGAGAGGAGCAGUGGUUUAUAACACUGAAAAGGACAAGAAGAGUUCGUUUUUGGAAAGCAAUCAUGUUACUGAAGGUAUCAUUAAAUAAAGAAAUAUAACUCGAUUGCCAUUUGGAUGGGGAGACUUGCCAGUUAAUGUGUAAUAGGGCACUCUGCCAACUUUGACGACUUCAAAAUUCUUUCCUCUUCCUCAGACACUUGUGAAUUAUUGAUUCACGAAAGCCUUUUUAUAUCUAAACUCAAACCUACUCUUAACGUCCAGGGUAGCUCUAUUCCGCUUAACCUUCUGUAAUUUGCCGUUUUCUUGUGUCUGUUUUGUUUCCUCAUUUGUAUCAUCCUGUCUUACAUACACCCUCUUAUCCUUUAUUAUCCUUAGUAACAUAACACCUUGUAAAUAGAUUAUAAUUAGCUUAUAUAUAUUCACAUCUCGUGUAAUUUUAUCUAGUCUGAAGAUGUCUUAAGUUAAAGACGAAACGUUACAAUUAAAUUUACAAACUGUUUUAAUGGCUUUGUUAAAAGUUAUAUGUUGGGCUCUCAUAUUUAUUAUACAAAUUCGUUUUCCGCCUGGCAAAUCUCUAGCAACGAUAUUGUGUAAUAAACCAUUGAGUGGCAAUGCACUCAUCAUUGUCCUUUUACUGUGUCUAACGUCAGACGAUUUUACUUGUCAUGAUGGAUGCUGCCACUUUUUUGAAAAUCAAAUGCGAUGAACUGUUAACUGUAGUAACAAAUGAAACAAUAGACCUAUUUGGGUAACUACAGGUAUUGGUAACAAAUUGACAAAAAAGCCCCCAACUUUUUCAACAGUCCAGCGUUAUCACCUUUUACAAAUAUAAGACUAUAAGACUUUGUGAAUUGUAAUAGUUAUACAUUUAACAAUUAAUAUUAAGGAACUUCACAUUCAUGGAUUUUAAACCAUCCAUCUUUCGAUAAACUGAGCAUAUUAUGAUGUCAUUAAAAGAACUAUCGGUAUCGGGGAUAUUGACACAUAAACAAUCGAUUAUCGGUCAUUUCCGAUAGUGGCACAAUCAGUCAAUCACUAAUAAACAACACUUUCCAGACAAUUUUACUUGUCAAAAUGAAAUCCUUUUAUAUUAAUCAAUAUAGGUUAUUAAUGUACUAAUAUUUGCAGAAAACUCCAUGAAAUUUUCAUUCUAAUUGUUUUGCAGGGGAUUCUUACAUAUUGGCAGAGCUGAUCAAAUCUAAGGAGUCGGAAAUUGAAGAUCUUCCGAAGUUGGGUAUGCCCGUGUUACAGGAAAUCUGUAACAAGUGUGGAAUAAAAGUAUCAAAUAAAUCUGCAGUAAGUUGAAAAAGUCCUACAUGUACUAUAUUACUGUGAAAACAUGUAAACGUUGUAUAUAGUGUACAUGUAUAUAUUCUGCAGUACUUCAUAAUCAUAUACAGUAAAAAUAUACUUUGUGGGAAAAAGGUAUGGGAAUAUGCGUUGCUUUGAUGCUAUGUUUACUUAUUGAUCAAUUAUCCUCGUUUAAUUUUUCACCAGGCUAAAUUGAGAUUUGACAUCAACAGUUUGUAUGCCUCCUUACUGGUGGCACUCUGUCCAUGUCUUGGAUUCGAUAAAGCUCCUGGAAAGACAGGAGGAUUUUACCACAUUGUAUGUUGCCAUGGUGUAAGUUUGAUUUUUCUGUUUAAAUUUGUUGUUGCACUAUAUAGUGUCUGGUAGGUUUGGUUGCUAGCUAUUAGAUUACUUGCAUAAGCACCAGAUGAUCGGUUGUACAGUAGGUAGCAAUUGCAAUUCCCUGGGUAACUGUAAUUUGUGUUAUAUUGCAGAAAAUAUGUACAAACAUUUGUUCUUCUGUUAUGUGUAGACAACAGUAGCUUCAAAGUUUUUAACACUGACAGAAUCAGUAAGAGACGCUGCAGACUUGUGCCUGUUGUUGAAGUAUCAACCACUGCUUUUUAUUAACGAUUCUUUGUGUGGAUUCACACAGCAUCUGGAAUGCAGAGCACCGGAGAUUGCUGAAAUUCUUUGGGAUGACUACAGUGGUUGUUUUGAGAAACCAGAGUUUGGAAAAUCUCCACAGGUUUGUAACCAGGUAUAUUUUGGUUUUAUAAUGUAGCAUUUCUAAAUUCUGAAUGCUGAUUGGCUAAGAGCCAUGUUGAUAUAAUACGAUUUCAACCCUUUACUGUUUGUUUAUUGGUUAUACUGAAAAUAUAUCCUUAAUUUAAAUUGACCUGGUUAACUUGUGUUCAUUCUUUUUUAAGGAAAUGCUUGUAGGCAUCAAGUCAGUUCACAUAUGAAAAAUACAUAUGCGUCAUUGGAAGAAGCAGAGGAUGACCUUGGCAUUGAUUACUUUUCAAAAGUCUUGCAUUUUGAUACAAAUGCCUCAUCUGAUCUUCCAGUUUCAUCACCUGUAGUUGCUCAUUCCGCAAAUGUCCGUGUGAAUAAUGAAAGUCAUUGCCAUGGUGAUGCUAUUAAUAAUAGCAUUGUGACCUUACUGCUGAAUAUGUCUUGUAAAGCUUCGGACAGACCUUAUUCAAAGUUUGCUUACUUACUAUAUGCAGAUUGAGUUUGGUUCUGAUUACACAUCAUUUGUCCCAUCAGACUUUGUGGAACUGUGUUGCAAAAGAUUUAAGGAACUUUUUGUCAGUGGAAAAGAUAAUAUUAUUUAUCAUCUUGCAAAGGGACUUGGUACUAAGAGAACAGAUGGUAGUGGACAAGGCAUGCUAUUGAUAGGAUGCCUUUUGGUUUGUUGAGUUAUAACAUCCAUUACUUUUCUUCAGAUUCAUCUAAUAACUUAAGGCUGAUCCUGAUUUUAUAGAAUGGGAAACCACAAUGUACUCAAACUUUGGACAGAAAUGGGUAUGCUUGCAACAUGGUCCUGGGUUUGCGUAUGAUGGAUUUAGUGAAGAACCUCAGGUUGAGGUCAACCCAACUACUGUCCCAAGUAAUGCUGAUGAUGAAGCCAUGACGAAUGAUGAUAACUCGUGGUAGUAUUAUUGAUUCAAAGGCGUGUUUGUUACAGCAAGCAUGGAAUGAUGUUUUUGGCAAUACUGAUAGCUGUUUAUCACUAUCUGAGAAUGAAACUGCUGGUUUUCCAGAAAGUUCUCAGCAAGCUAGUUCUUCAGCCACUGACGAACUUAGUUUCUUGUGGGGUCGAUUAAGUAUACAGGAUCAAGAAGAUGUCUCAUCUGGAGAAAAUCCCUCAGUUACUGAAGAACUUCAUGGUGUUACACCACAGCAAAAAACUGGAAGCAAGAAAACAGUUGACCCAAUGAAAUCGAAAAUAAAUGUUGCUGGUCAUUCCCUAAGAACAAUCCAGAGACAUAUACAAUCUUCACCCUUUACCAAGAAUUCAAAUAUUCAGGUGAGUCAAUGCACAUUAGCACUUUUUCAGCCAAUCACACAUUAUCUAAUCUUGAUGUGGCAGAGUUGACAACAAGGGGUACACUGGUUUGUCUUACAUACAAUAUGAUACAAUGUUGGUUUUUUGUAUUCUGAUUUACCAAACCAGACAGAUUGCUACCGACUCUUGUCAUAAUGUGUGAUUGUUUAUUUUGUGCACUUUGUAGUAUCCAGCCCAAUUAAUAGAAGUUAAUAUUAUACUGUACACUAAUGUUUAUAUUAACUUCCGCUUGUAAUUUUAUAAUGUAUUCUAUUCUCAUAAUAUACAAGUUAAUAAUAAUAACAUUUCUAUAGCGCAUAUACAUUGCUGUUCAGGCGGCUAUACUCUUGUGUUUAUUCGAUAUUUACCACGAUACACUACAUUCUGGCGACGAGAAUAAUAAACCUACACGUAAUCAAAUCGAUGAAAUUGAUUAUUUUGCUAAAAAGACCGAGUUUUUAGCAACGGAAACGGCCGAACAAAGUUCCAAAGUGCGAACAAAACAAACAAACAAAAAAACGCGCCAAAAUAGUCAACAGUACAGCUAUUGUUCAACGAAGUGCUUGAACUUAAAACAUUUAUGGCAACCCCCAAUCUUUCCUUGCCAAACUUUCCAUCUUUUGACGUCCAUGUCGAUGGCAACGUUGGCCCACAAUGGAAAAAAUGGCUAACCAGGUUCGAAUGACUUCUUAUAGCGACGAACAUCACAGAAGCAAAACAAAAACGCACCCUUUUUUUACAUUAUGCUGGCCCGGCCGUAGACAAAAUCUGUUAUACUUUAUCUGAUACCGGUGAAGACAAGGACUAUAAAGAAGCCGUAGACGCUCUGAUUGCAUACUUUUUGCCUCAAGUUAACUCAACAUUCGAAGAGUACAAUUUUCGCCAAGCAAAACAACAACACGGAGAAAAUAUUGACGCAUAUAAUACCCGGCUGAGACAACUUGCCCAAACCUGCGAUUUUACCGACGUCGAUAAAAAAGGAAAAUCACAAAUAAUUAUUGGGUGUUUGUCACAACGUUUAAGACGACAAGCUUUGCGUGACAAUCCAACUCUCAAAGAUCUACUAGCCGCGGGAAGAGCACAAGAGCGAAGCGAAGCACAAGCCAAAGCCGUAGAAAAAGGCAUGUCACCCGUAAAUUCCAUCAAACACGAGCAAAGCCAAAGAGACACGAGAAACAGAAAAAAUCACGGAAAAUAUCAACAAUCGAAGUCCAGAUACUUUGGGAACGCUGGAAAUCAACAAACACCCCCCGGAAAUCGACAAUUUCCCACCAGAAAUUGACAAAUACCCCCGGGAAAUCAACAAAUACCUACUCAACAAUGUCGCAAUUGUGGUGGAAUUUUUCCACAUAACGGUGACUGUCCUGCAAAAGGUAAAGAAUGUCGAGCAUGUGGGAAAAGCGGUCAUUUUGCCAAGGUUUGCAGAUCAAAACCCAAACGACGCGAAAUCCACCAAGUAUCGGAAACCCCAUCAGAGGAACCCCAAUAUCUAUUCACCUUGCAGAAUAACCAUCAGCACAAUACAUCACCACUCUGUGAAGUUUACAUAGCUAACGAAGCAGUCCAAACCAUCAUCGACUCGGGUGCCUCUGUCAAUGUUAUCGAUGAAUCCACUUACGAAAAGAUUCGAAAACGCAACAAAAACGCAGCGCUCACUACACCCCGAUCCGAGAUAUUCGCAUAUGGCUCAAAUAUGGAACUGCCACUCUUAGGUAUGACUACAGCAGAAAUUCGUUUCCAGUCCACCACCGUCAACGCAACCUUCUAUGUCACAAAGGGACAAAAUGGUAAUCUCUUGAGCUGCAACACUGCCGAAAGUUUAGGAAUCCUAAAGAUAACGGUAAACACUGUUUUAGAUACCCCCAACACACCUCCUGAGCAAAAUUUUCCAGACUUGUUCGAUGGAUUUGGCAAGAUAAAGGACAAGACAAUCAAGUUGCAUAUUGAUCCCGAGAUUGAACCUAAGCAACAGUCCCACCGCCGCAUUCCAUUUCAUAUUAGAAAAGAUGUUGAAAAAGAACUUCAACGCUUAGAAGAUCUCGAUGUUAUCGAAAGAGUCGAGGGGCUCACCCCCUGGGUCAGUCCCAUCGUCGUAGUCCCAAAGAAAACGGGAGAAAUUUGCCUCUGUGUUGACAUGCGAGAGGCAAAUAAAGCUGUGAAAAAAGAAAAGCACCUUAUGCCAACACUUGAUGAACUCAUCACUGAUCUAAAUGGCGCAACUGUAUUCUGCAUCCUAGACCUGACAUCCGGAUACCACAUUACAACAUUUUCCACCCAUGUCGAUCUUCGACGAUAUAAACGACUCAUGUUUUGA
Paramuricea clavata is the source of this 8960-nucleotide messenger RNA. NCBI's taxonomy places the organism in Eukaryota, Metazoa, Cnidaria, Anthozoa, Malacalcyonacea, Plexauridae. The record is from the annotation of a GenBank genome assembly.